Filobasidium floriforme is the source of this 714-nucleotide messenger RNA. RefSeq lists its product as uncharacterized. The transcript has 2 exons. The coding region runs from base 1 to 714 and encodes 237 amino acids. The record is from RefSeq and is a predicted model, not a curated record. Lineage: Eukaryota; Fungi; Basidiomycota; Tremellomycetes; Filobasidiales; Filobasidiaceae.
AUGGCGUCUCAGCAAGGUUAUCCCUCUGAUCCUCCUCCCAGCUACGAGAUUUCGCUUCAGCCGAUUCUUGAGCUCAACGCAUCGCCGACUGAUGACAAGGACAUGAUCGCAUCGAUCAAGAGGAAGAAAUUCUGUAUCAAACUCGGAAAGCAGAGGAAGUAUUACGAAUGGUUUCUGGAGGGUACAAAUAUAUGUUCAAGUGUGUUCAAAGCGCGGGUUGCCGGUACAUUCACUGGCAGCGGCUCGCUGGAGGUUCGGACUCGCCAGAAUGUCAACUUUGUAUUUGCUUCUAUGAACGAGGACAUGCCGCAGUGGUUCUACUCGGCUGUAGAUGAGAGGGAACCGGAGAACCUCAGAUUCUACCGCAAACAGAACGAGGAUUGCCGCCUGGCCCACGGUUAUGCUCCUUUACCCAAAUGGACGGCAGCUCUGGAUGUGGCAACAAUCGCCUUCCCUGAGAAGCUCGACCUCCUCUUCGCCACAUCCGGCUUCUCUACGAAUGAAAGCGACGUGGUCGACCGCCUUACACGGGAGUGCGGUUCGCAGUCAAACAGCGCCGCUUUCGCAGCCUUACAGCAGAUGUCAAUCGGAACGGAUCAGCCAGACGGUACCUACAUGACGGCCUCUGCGGAAACGUCCAACAGCAAAUCAAGCCAGUCCAACGGUUGUUUUUCUGGCUUGAGGAGCCGAUGGAAAAGGUCUCGCGGGGUCUAG